AUGUCCACUUACUCCCACGCACGGAUGCAGCACCAGAUCCUCUCCAAACCACGCAAGCCUCUGAAAUCUCCAGAUCGCCCGGUCGCCUUGCGUCAAGACUACAUCGCCAACUCAAAAACAACCCUCGUCCUUGCUCCGCAAGGUAACGCCCAGUCAGCAGCCGCAUACAAAGUCAAAGACCAAGACGGGCAAACGGUCUUCACCGCGAGCGGCUGGAAAUACAACGACGGUUCCUGUCGAGAGGUCCGCGAUGCCACCGGGCUGCCUCUCUUUGAGCUGCACCGGAAGAUCUCCAUUAAAAACAAAUGGUACAUCACCUUGCCAGGCGAUGAUCGCGGGGUGACCUUGGCCACUGGCACUCCGCGAUUUGCACCCGCGUUUGGAAACUUUAAUAUCUCGCUGAGAAACGCGGCUGCUAGUGACGCGAAGUCGGCGGAUGAGAAGGAGCUCACGCUGGUGAUAGAGCGGCAUGGGCGCGUUCUGCAGAGCUUUGAUGUGAUUGAUGGUGAUCGACGGAUUGCUGAAGUGUGUGAAAGUGUUCGGCAUAAUGAUAAAUUGGCACUGACUGCUGGUGCUCGGAGGGGCUAUCGGCCUGCUUUGGAUGUCGUUGUUACUCCUGGGGUUGAUAUGGCUUUGAUUGUGGUCAUUGCUAUUAUCGCCUCUGAUAGUGUCUUUGGUUCUGAGUCCGGCUGA
Messenger RNA from Penicillium verhagenii, 693 nucleotides. RefSeq lists its product as uncharacterized. The transcript has 2 exons. Bases 1 to 693 code for a protein of 230 amino acids. The record is from RefSeq and is a predicted model, not a curated record. NCBI's taxonomy places the organism in Eukaryota, Fungi, Ascomycota, Eurotiomycetes, Eurotiales, Aspergillaceae.